AUGAACGAACGCGCCCAAAAGCUUGGCCUUAUCAAGCUCCAAGGCACCGGCGCCAGAGCCUGCAUGCAUCCCGGCGUGCUGGGUUACUGGAAACAGCUCCUCAACCGCCGCCUCGCAUGGAUCCGCCACCAUCGCGACAAUCCGCAUAUCAACCCGGACGUCGACACGAAUAAACUGAUCAGUGACGUCGACGGGCUGCCUACUUGCGCAAACCUCCCCCUCGAGCCGGACGCCUUCGAGCCGCUUCCGCACUGCGAUAAAGACUCCAAUACCAUCGAGAUGAGAUUGCUCUUUGAGCCUGCCAACCGCGCCUGGGCAGGAGAGCACGUCGCCCCGAAGCACUUCAUCGACAGGGUCACUCAUAUCCUGCAAGAGAGACCGGCGACGACGCACUUCGCCUGGAGCCGUGUCUUUGACUGGCUUUACACCUUGGACUUGAAUAGAGACAUCAAGACUCUUGAUCUGAUGGAGCAGAUCAUAAAGGCAAGAGGGAUGUACGCCCGGGACCUCGCACAGCUUCAGCAUUUUGCCGACAAUCCGCACACUAUCACGCAGCGACGCGACUCGUUGUGCAUCAGGACCAUGUGCCGUUUGAUCGGGCUCGACGUCGACGAGAGGUUCGACUGGUUGUAUAAGCCGUUUCUCCACAUGCAGCUCAAGUGUCGCGAGAAGUGGAUUCGGAAUAUUAUUCUGCCAGCGCACGAAGCUCUUGCUGCGCCCAAGCCUGAGGAGAGAGCAGGCAUAGCCGUAUAUGUCGGUGAGUGUGUGGAGGCAUUCCUGAAAGCAGACCACAAUUUGCAUCUAUAUCAACAACUUGAUGACCAGUUGAUUGAUAUGAUGGAUGAGGUCCGCAACUCUAUACCUCCACUGUAG
Molecule: messenger RNA, 873 nt
Organism: Fusarium subglutinans
Lineage: Eukaryota; Fungi; Ascomycota; Sordariomycetes; Hypocreales; Nectriaceae
Exons: 1
Coding region: 1-873 (290 amino acids)
Source: RefSeq, a predicted model, not a curated record